CAACACCUAGCAAGCUAGGCUUAGACUAGCUGUGCAAAAGUUAUGUCUGUCUCUCGUGUGGUUAGAGGAAGACAGUCGUGGAAAAAUGCUCGUUGUUGUUUUGUUUUUUUUCCUCCCAGGUUUCUCCGCCAUGAACAGUAGAAAGUAGCCCCAUGUCCAGAGGGCCGGCGCUGGUUCACAGUCUACCGCGAGACGGGGGGUUCGAGUGCUAAAGCUAAUUAGCGUCGGCUAGCUAGCGUCGGCAGCUAAGGGGCCAGCCUGCUAAUCAAGUGACUAGCUGACGCUAGCUAGCGAUGUCUCUGACGUUGCCGUCCGCCGACAUGCUCGACACGCCGCCCGGAUACCCCUUCGAAGAAAUCGAUUAUGUGGACAUCGACGUCGAGGAGGUCGUGGGGCGAGGUGCCUUCGGUGUCGUCUGCAAAGCCAAAUGGAAAGGCAAGGAUGUUGCGAUCAAGACCAUUGAGAGUGAAUCGGAAAGGAAAGCCUUUAUUGUCGAGCUUCGACAGCUUUCCCGUGUGAAUCACCCCAACAUCGUGAAGUUGUAUGGCUCAUGCAAUAAUCCAGUCUGUUUGGUGAUGGAAUAUGCUGAAGGCGGAUCACUUUACAAUGUGCUGCAUGGUGCCGAACCCCUCCCCUAUUACACUGCCUCCCAUGCCAUGAGCUGGUGUUUACAGUGCUCCCAGGGCGUGGCCUAUCUCCAUGGCAUGAAACCAAAGGCUCUCAUUCACAGGGACCUCAAGCCACCCAAUCUACUUCUAGUGGCAGGCGGCACUGUGCUGAAGAUAUGCGACUUUGGAACAGCCUGUGACAUUCAGACCCACAUGACCAACAACAAGGGAAGUGCUGCAUGGAUGGCUCCAGAGGUAUUUGAAGGCAACAAUUACAGCGAGAAGUGUGAUGUGUUCAGCUGGGGCAUCAUUCUCUGGGAGGUGAUCACUCGCAGGAAACCCUUUGAUGAGAUUGGAGGACCAGCCUUUCGCAUUAUGUGGGCGGUGCACAAUGGCACACGGCCACCUCUAAUCAAGAAUCUGCCCAAGCCCAUUGAGAGCCUCAUGACACGCUGCUGGUCCAAAGAUCCCUCUCAGCGGCCCUCCAUGGAGGAAAUUGUGAAGAUCAUGACACAUCUAAUGAGGUACUUCCCUGGAUCUGACGAACCCUUGCAAUAUCCAUACCAGUAUUCAGACGAUGGACAGAGCAACUCUGCUACUAGCACAGGGUCAUAUGUGGAUUACACUUGCACCAGUACCAGCAACAAAAGCGACGCCAACAUGGAGCAUGGUGACUCUCAAGGGAGCAACGACACCAUCAAAAUUACGCCCCAGUUUGCACACCAGUUCAAACCAAAGGGAGACCCAUUGAGGACGCUGCCUCUCUCCAGAGGGGGCAGCGUUGAGAGCCUGUCCGCACGGACACAGUGCCUGGCAUCCUCUGACAGCAAAAGAAUGAGCACCGACCUGUCGGAAUUGGAGCCCAAGAUGCCGUUUGCACCUGCAGCACGCCCCCAGUAUAAACGAGGCCACCGUAAAACGGCAUCAUUCGGCACCAUUCUGGAUGUCCCCAAGAUCGUCGUCACAGCCACCUGUGAGCCUCAGAGACGUCGAUCCGUGCAGGACCUGCCCGGGAUAGGCACAGAGUCCAGCCAGGGAAGCAGGAACAGCAGCAGAUCUUCCAGCCCCAGUGUGAGGAUGAUGCCACCCGAUAAGACGGGCAGCAGAGGGUAUUUCUCCCCCGACGACCCCGCAGACACUAAUGGCUCAGACAACUCCAUUCCCAUGGCGUAUCUCACCCUGGAUCACCAGCUUCAGCCCCUCGCUCCUUGUCCCAACUCCAAAGAGUCCAUGGCUGUGUUUGAGCAGCACUGCAAAAUGGCCCAGGAGUACCUGAAAGUUCAAACGGAGAUUGCCUUGCUGAUCCAGAGGAAGAAGGAGCUCAUCGCCGAACUGGACCAAGACGAGAAGGACCAGCAGAACACAUCCCGUCUGGUGCAGGAGCACAAGAAGCUGCUGGAGGAGAACAAGAGUCUGUCCACGUACUACCAGAAGUGCAAAAAACAGUUGGAACUGAUCCGGGUCCAGCAACAGAAGAGACAGGGCACCUCAUGAUCGGGCAAACGUCCCAACUCACCUCCUGACAACCCCCCCCCCCAACCCCCGCACAUCCAUGUCCUGUACCCCGCCACUACACCCUAUCUCUGCUGUCCAUGGUUCACGCUAGACUGACUUUAAACACACACAAAAUAGACUUGACACUACCCCCUCCUGUCCUCUAUCUAGACUUGACACUACCCCCUCCUGUCCUGGAUCAUAGAUGGCACAGGCAGCCCUGCGUCGUGAAGAGACCCACACUAUACUGUGUCCCCGCAUGUUGUGUUAUAGACCCGUUGGGUUGCUCGACAGGAAAAGGAUGAUAGGAGAGGAUGACAAGUUUCUUCCUUCCCGUCUUUCCAUACAUUUGCACAUCUCCACAGAUUCUCUGUGAUGGCAGACCAAACAAUCACUGCAUCCCAUCCCUUUUCACCCACCGAACCAUGCUGGUGUGUCUUUGUAACCUUACUGGGCGAAGAGAUGGGCUGUGUAUUUAUCUUUCUUUUUUUCCUCUCUAGUUGGAUUUCUUUUUUUGGGGGGUCGGUCUCUGAGCCGUGAGGAACUUCUAAGGCCUUGCGUCGGCUCAGUCUGAUGGCGGGCCAGUGUGGGCGUGUUGUACGUUCUGUGCCGUUUUUGCUCUCAGGGCCUGUGGGUCACCUGGUCAGGUUUGUGUCCUCUCACCACUGUCCUCCAGCAGAGAGAUGACCUUUGACUUGCUCUCCUCAAUGGCCACGGGUCACACGCCCUAGAGAAUGUGAAAAACCGAAAUAGCUUCUACACAAAUUGUGAAAUAACAUGCAGUUUUUUUUUUUUAGGUUUUGUAUUUUUAAGCAUUCUGAGAUCGAUCCAGUCUACAUACCUUCUAACCCUUUUACGCAAAGGAGACCCCCAAAAUCGACAUAUGUAGAUGGUCUCUGGUCACUCCCCAUUAAUAGACGUGGGCAUGAGCCCUUAUAGAGAUGCAUUUACCCGAUGGCUUUCUCAAGGUAUCUGAUGUACCCGAGGGAUGUGUCCCCCGCCCGGCCUCGUGCAUCCGUCACGACAGUGAUCAUGGAUUGGCAAGGCGUUCGCAGUUUACAGGUACCUCGACAGCCACGAACCUGGGUUUGGCCUGAAGCAGCGGGACUUGAGAGAGUCUGUCGUUUGUUUUCAAUCUCCUGGAAGUGACAACACGCUCCCCUUUCACUUGAAACCGGGAGCAAGUCAAAGGGGACUGUUGCGUUACUGAAAGUUCAAACAUCUUAGUAUGACUGCAGUCUUGUUUUGUGUGAUUUAUUUUAUUUUAUUUUUUUGUCUUUUCUAUUAAGUAGUCCACUUUGUAUGAUAGCUGUAGUGUCAUUUGCGCGGUAGAAAAUAUUCUUUUAUGUGUAAUGGGAAUGCCGUUUAGGAAAGAGGAGCGUACGUGUCCGUAUACGGUAAACUGUUUGUAUUUAGUUCACAUGCUGCCUUAGAAUUUGCCUGCAUUUUAAGUGCUUGACUUGUUUUCCGCUCUGUUC
This is a messenger RNA of Lampris incognitus (smalleye Pacific opah), 3580 nucleotides long. It is a transcript of the gene map3k7, whose product is annotated as mitogen-activated protein kinase kinase kinase 7. The coding region runs from base 294 to 2102 and encodes 602 amino acids. The record is from RefSeq and is a predicted model, not a curated record. Gene Ontology annotation, molecular function: magnesium ion binding; ATP binding; MAP kinase kinase kinase activity. NCBI's taxonomy places the organism in Eukaryota, Metazoa, Chordata, Actinopteri, Lampriformes, Lampridae. The transcript is spliced from 18 exons. Gene Ontology annotation, biological process: protein phosphorylation; positive regulation of canonical NF-kappaB signal transduction; JNK cascade.